Messenger RNA from Nycticebus coucang (slow loris), 604 nucleotides. RefSeq names its product rRNA-processing protein FCF1 homolog. The record is from RefSeq and is a predicted model, not a curated record. The transcript has a single exon. Lineage: Eukaryota; Metazoa; Chordata; Mammalia; Primates; Lorisidae. Bases 275 to 604 code for a protein of 109 amino acids. Gene Ontology annotation, cellular component: small-subunit processome; nucleolus.
CGUGAGCAUGGGGAAGCAAAAGAAAACAAGGAAGUAUGCAAUCAUGAAGCGAAUGCUUAGUCUCAGGGAUCAGAGGCUUAAAGAAAAGGACAGAUUGAAACCUAAAAAGAAAGAAAAGAAAGAUCCCAGCACAUUAAAGGAAAGAGAAGUCCCCCAGCACACUUCCUGCUUAUUCUUCCAAUAUAAUACAUAGCUGGGCCCACCUUACCACAUCUUGGUUGAUACCAACUUUAUCAACUUUUCCAUUAAAGCCAAACUGAACUUAGUGCAGUCAAUGAUGGACUGUCUGUAUGCCAAGUGCAUUCCUUAUAUAACUGACUGUGUAAUGGCUGAAAUUGAGAAAUUGGGGCAGAAGUAUCGAGUGGCCCUCAGGAUUGCCAAGGAUCCAAGAUUUGAACAAUUACCAUGCACACACAAAGGAACCUAUGCAGAUGACUGCUUAGUACAGAGAGUAACUCAGCACAAGUGUUACAUUGUGGCCACAGUUGACCAAGACCUUAAACGAAGAAUCCGAAAAAUCCCUGGAGUUCCCAUCAUGUAUAUUUCUAACCACAGAUACAAUAUUGAACGGAUGCCAGAUGAUUAUAGAGCCCCUCGGUUCUAA